CACAGGAGCAGACCUCUUCACGACCUCCUCUGCUAUUCCUCGGCACCUUUCUCCUCUCUGGGCCCCCUGCUGCAGCGGGGACUGGGGGAGACUGGUAACACACACCCACACACACACACAAAGAGAAAAAGGAUAGAAAAGCUCUGAUUCCUCUGGAGGACAGGGAGCUCUGACUCGUAUGAUGUCUGUUGUGGGCGCCCAGCCUUUCAUCAAGCCAAUGCAGACUUCUCCUUCGGUUUCGCCCGGCAUCCAGCGGAGACACACGCUGCCGGCCAGCGAGGUGCGGCCGCUCAACACGCAGGACGCCAUCAGCGUGUUUGAGAUCGAGAGGGAGGCUUUCAUCUCGGUGUCCGGGGAGUGCCCGCUGCACCUGGAUGAGGUGCGUCAUUUCCUCACGUUGUGUCCGGAGCUGUCGAUGGGCUGGUUCGAAGAGGGCCGCCUGGUGGCGUUCAUCAUCGGAUCUCUGUGGGACCAGGACAGGCUCACCUCAGAUGCGCUGACCCUCCACAAGCCCUGUGGCUCCACCGUCCACAUCCACAUCUUGGCGGUCCACCGCACCUUUAGGCAGCAGGGCAAAGGCCCCAUUCUGAUGUGGCGCUACCUGCAGUACCUGCGCUGCCUGCCCAACGUGCGCCGAGCCGUGCUGAUGUGCGAGGACUUCCUCAUUCCCUUCUACCGCAAGUCGGGCUUCAAGGUCCUGGGCCGCUGCGCCAUCACCGUGGCCAACCUCACCUUCACCGAGAUGUGGUACCCGAUCAGCGGCCACGCGUACAUGCGCCGCAACAGCGAGGCCAUCCGAUUCCCCCAGCAUCCGCUGACUCUUCCUCAGACAAAGACUGAUGAGCAAGUCGAUUUAUGACUCUGCUUUUGGUUGUUGUUGUGGUUUUUUUCUUGCUGACAUCAGGCACUCGGACAGAGCCGUUCCAAGGUUGUGUGAGGCCAUGAGCAGAGUUUUAUUUGGGGGCCGACUCCUUGUCUUGUAACAAUAUGUAAGAAAGUUGAGUUACAUUAGAUUAUAUCAGUAAGCACCAGUACUUUUCUUUUACACAGAGCUCUGUACAUUGUACUGAGGGAAGUCACUGAGGAUUCUGCAUAUUCCUCAGGACUCAGAAUUUAUUUAGAAAUCAACCUCUUAGAACCAGGUAGGAAAUAAUUUUAUCACCUAAUUCUAAAGUUUAACACUAAACUUUAUCCUAAGAGGGAAAAGAUGGACAGGGUGAUCAGUUCUUGGAUCUUUGUGAUCUGUCCACUUUCCCAGCACCAGACCUCACACAGAAUAAAGAACAGAGCGCUUUACUUGACGUCUUGCCCUGCUGCUGUUUCAGCUCUCACUAAAGCUGCCUGAGUCUCGACGAUCCCAACACCCAACCUGUGUUCGACCAGCAUGUUGUGCAGAGACUCGAACUACAUCCAAGCUGAGAGACUGUCGAGACUCAAAACAAAUAGCUUUUCAGUCAGAGCAAGGUCGCUGAAAGACUUUUAGGAUGUCCUUGAAUGUUUGGAUGGCACCAAAUCUGGCUCACAGUGGAACGGGAUGGCGAACGUGAAGGGUUACGCAAUUUAAAUAAACUUAAAAGGUUCAAUUAGAGGAAGCCCCAAUAAAACUUUUCUAAAGUUGGGUGCCCCUAAAACUUUCCGGGCUCUUGGCUGCCUCCUCUGGCCAAACAGGAAAAUAAUAGAGAAUGCAUUUUAGAAAGAAGAACAUAAGCUGACCCGUGUUGUGCUAUUUAUCUAUUUAUUUAUAUUUUUGUUAUUCAUAGAAUAUCACAUAGGUUUUGGUAUCCGAUACCAGAUAAACACUGGGCCAGUAUCACAGAUAUCAAUUCUGGCACUGAUACUGAUACAGACUGUUUCAAAAUCAUUGAUAUUUUUGUAUCAAUCUGCCCACCUUUAUUCAACCAAAAACCUGCCUGUUAUUCCUACUUGCAAAAUUCAGCUCUGCUUUAGGCUGACGCUGUUCGAACACAAUGUUUUGAAUCUAAAAUAAAGAAAAGUGAAUCAGUA
Poeciliopsis prolifica (blackstripe livebearer) is the source of this 2004-nucleotide messenger RNA. It is a transcript of the gene aanat1, whose product is annotated as arylalkylamine N-acetyltransferase 1. NCBI's taxonomy places the organism in Eukaryota, Metazoa, Chordata, Actinopteri, Cyprinodontiformes, Poeciliidae. Gene Ontology annotation, biological process: circadian rhythm; response to light stimulus. The record is from RefSeq and is a predicted model, not a curated record. The coding region runs from base 179 to 859 and encodes 226 amino acids. Gene Ontology annotation, molecular function: aralkylamine N-acetyltransferase activity. Gene Ontology annotation, cellular component: cytoplasm. The transcript has 4 exons.